Messenger RNA from Paramuricea clavata, 543 nucleotides. NCBI's taxonomy places the organism in Eukaryota, Metazoa, Cnidaria, Anthozoa, Malacalcyonacea, Plexauridae. The record is from the annotation of a GenBank genome assembly.
AUGGCUAACCGGCGUUUUCAGAUUAUCACGGAUCAUAAGCCUCUUCUUGGCAUCUUCAAGACCCAGAAAUCUGCAACACCGCGCAUGGAUCGAUGGAAACUCCGACUCAUGCCUUAUAAUUGCCAGUUAGAGUAUCGCCCUGGGAAAGACAACCCUGCUGACUUCAUGAGCCGCCAUCCCAAACCAGUAAAUUUCAUAAACGAAACUGAGAACUUAGCUGAAAUUUACGCAAAUUAUGUAUGCUCGAACGCCAUUCCCAAAGCCAUGACUCGUGAAGAAGUCAAACUUGAAACCAAGCUGGACCCUCUCCUCCAAAAAGUAGUCACAGCGAUUUCCCUCAACAACUGGACCGAUCCAUCUGUCGAACGCUACCGCCGUUUCCAAGACGAAUUGAUGGUCUGUGACGAAGUUAUCUUCCGUGGAAACCGUAUUGUUCUCCCACAGUCCCUGCACAAUCGAGCCAUCGAGUUAGCCCACCUUGGCCAUCAAGGCAUUGUUAAAACGAAGCAACACUACCUACGCGAAAAAGUCUCCAGAUAUUGA